This is a messenger RNA of Brienomyrus brachyistius, 2068 nucleotides long. RefSeq names its product transcription factor B1, mitochondrial (gene tfb1m). Gene Ontology annotation, biological process: transcription initiation at mitochondrial promoter; rRNA methylation. Gene Ontology annotation, molecular function: mitochondrial transcription factor activity; rRNA (adenine-N6,N6-)-dimethyltransferase activity. The coding region runs from base 459 to 1511 and encodes 350 amino acids. The transcript is spliced from 8 exons. Lineage: Eukaryota; Metazoa; Chordata; Actinopteri; Osteoglossiformes; Mormyridae. The record is from RefSeq and is a predicted model, not a curated record. Gene Ontology annotation, cellular component: mitochondrial matrix.
GUCCAUUAGGUACACCUGCUUGUUAAUAAAGCCUACGCCCCUAAACGUCGAAUCAAGUGACUGCAACUAAUUUCGUGCCGCUGCAAACCGGGUCAAGAGGUUCACUAGCUGAAUGAGGGCUACGCAUUAGAUGGGCUAAGAUGUGUGAUUACCAUACGCAAAAGGAGUCAGUCGCCCACCGUCUACCUUUGAAACGGUCCAGAGGGGAAAGUGUUUCCUACCUAAUACUUCAUAUCUUCUUAAGUACCACCAGUGGAUAUGACUAAAAAGAUGUCGUAACUCCCUCUAGCGGUUUCGGAAUGUCGUUGGGCAGGUUACAGAUACAAGGGCAAACGGAAGUCCCGCCCUUCCUUAACCGAAUGGAAGGGGUUUACUCUGUCUUAAACGCUAUUGGAUAAAUCCUUGUCAAUUAACUGACGUUACCCCUUACAACCGGAACAUCAUCCUCCUGCUGAGAAAUGGCAGCAUCCGGCAAAAUCGCGGCCUUCCGGCUGCCCCCUCUUCCGACCAUCGGAGAAAUCAUACGGCUGUACAACCUACGGGCAGAGAGGCAACUUUCCCAGAAUUUUCUCCUGGACAUGAAACUCACAGACAAAAUCGUGCGGCAGGCGGGGAGCCUAAAGGGCGCCCACGUGUGUGAAGUGGGCCCUGGGCCGGGGGGUCUGACCCGGUCGAUCCUGAACGCCGGUGCCGCCGACCUGCUGGUGGUGGAGAAGGACGCACGGUUCAUCCCGGGCCUGCAGCUCCUGUCGGAGGCAGCCCCAGGGAGAGUGAGAAUGGUGCAAGGUGACAUACUGACCUACAGAAUGGACAGAGGUUUUCCGAAAAAAAUAGCCAGGAAAUGGGAGGAGGAACCUCCAGAGCUGCACAUCAUUGGGAACCUCCCCUUCAGCGUCUCCACCCCCCUCAUCAUCAAGUGGCUGGAGGCCAUGUCUGACCGGACCGGCCCCUUUGCAUUCGGACGCACUCGGCUGACGCUCACCUUCCAGAAGGAGGUUGCGGAGAGGCUGACUGCCGGCCCUGGGAGCAGGCAGAGAAGCCGCCUGUCUGUCAUGGCCCAGCACCUCUGCAAAGUACGCGACUGUUUCACCAUCCCGGGACGAGCCUUUGUGCCAAAACCCAAGGUAGACGUGGGCGUAGUGCACUUCACUCCACUGGCUCAGCCCCACAUCCAACAGCCCUUCAAGCUGGUGGAGAAAGUCGUCAAGAACGUCUUCCAGUUUCGGAGGAAAUUCUGCCGCAGAGGGAUUGAGAUGCUCUUCCCGGAGGUGUCGCGUCUGGAGCUCGCUGAGCAAAUGCUGCGGAUGGCGGAUGUGGACCCAACCCUGCGGCCCACCCAGCUCUCAGUCGCCAAGUUCGGAGCUCUGGCGGAUGCCUACAGUGAACUGUGCGCGCGGAACCCAGGCCUGUUCUCCUACGACUUCAGAGAGGAGCGGAGGAACAAAGGCAGAGAUGAGGGUCUGCUUGUUGAAGGACUUGACAGCGAGGAAGAUGACGAAGAGCAUUACUGACACAGAGCGAGUCCACUGAGAUGAAAGGUGAAAAGACUCAUGAAGACGCAUUCUGGUGUUGACAUUUCAACAAGCAGGGGUGUGAAUUUUGAGAAACAAUUUCAGUACGAAAUAAGAUAAAUGUGGGAUGUUGGUGCAGGGGCGACGCUGGCCUUUGCCCCCGUGACAGCACACGUUUUACACGACUGUCACACUUCACGGAAUCAAGCGUCGAAUGAACUGUAACAGUGCAAGGACUGUGAUCUGGUUAUGGACCAGCACUUCAGCUAAUGAAUGUUGUUUGGUGUCCUAAGAGGUGAAUUGGUGGCCAAAAAUAUUUUUUUAUUCCUUGUGGAAUACUGCAUGCAUGAGAACAUGGUGGCACGGAGGCUAAUUCUCCCUUACUGCAGUCGUACGACUCAAAGGGAAGCUUAUGAUGAUUUUUUUUCCAAAGCUUUAAUGUGAAAACUAUUUAAUCUGAAAUUUGGAAACCUGAGUAGAUGCAAAACAUUUUUGGCGUGUCUGAAAUCUGUUUUGCAAUUAACAGUAAAAGUAUCCCCCGUUUUUUCCCUGGUGAA